GCGGAAAUGGCAGGGAACGUGAGCCUGUAGUUUCCAUGGACACCGUUGAUAGCAGACCGUCGGUAAAAGUUUUGAAAUAGAAAAAGCAUCUUGAAAUUCACGUUUCAGAAUAUCCCAGCUGAUGAAAUGGGGGUAUCACUCACAAAGGCAGCCCAGUGGAGCCGCUCUGGUACUGGCAAAUUGGAGUUCACGCAGAUGAAUGAGUCCUUGUUGAAAGAAAUCCUUUGCUUUGUGGAGCAGUUCGGCUCCCAACACCCAAAGGAGGCAGAGCAUGUGUUUGAGGAGCCGCUCCAAUGGAGUACCACUUUAGUGGCAUCUGAUUUCAAAACAGACUAUGACAUCAGUGACUUAGAUGUACAGUCCCUUGAGAAAGACAGUGAAGGGCAUCCGUUGUUGCAGCUUUCCCCUCCUACUGUUUAUGUACGCAGCUUCUGCCAGCUGUCUAAACUAGUUCGUCUAGCAGAUGAUAAGAAGCUGGAGGAGGUUCGAGCGUGUCUAGAAGAAAACAGAGAUCCUGUGGUUAAGAUUCUUGGUCCCUGCUUUGCUAACAUCUUGGAGAGGGAAGACCCCCAUACCGAUGUGCUGCGUCUGGUAGACGAAGACCAAGCAAAGGCGUCAGAGGUCAAGGUCAAGCUGUUUAACUUGCUUCAAAAUAUGGACAAACAGCUCCUCAGCAAGCUUCUCGAAGACAUAUCAGAACGAGUCAGACUCGACCCCACCGCAGUAAAGAAUGACAUGGAGUUUUUAAAACGGUUCUGCAGUGAAGGGGAAAAUAGGGCGUUGAAGUCGGUCCGAUACACAUCAGAUUAUGAAUUUUCAAAUGGCUGUCGUGCCCCUCUGUGGAGACAGGUGCAUGGUGAGAUUUGUUACCUUGUAAUUGAGCCUUGUGACACUGAGCACCUCUACAUCACCUGCAGCAACUCGGGAGUUUUUCUCAAUGGGGGCAUAAAACGGGAGUGGGAAGAGAGUGGCUACGCGCGAACAAGUGAUAUGUACAAAGACCUGGUAACACUUCUCAAGAGCCAAUCUCCAUAUUUUGCUGAGAAAAUAAACAAGCAGGACUUUGCAGUUCAGGAACUUCCAUCAACAAAAAGGAUCCAGCAUGUGGAAUCGGUUGAUAUGGAGGAACAAGGCCAACCCCAGAGGUCUUACGAGCAACAGGAAAAGAAUGUGCACGACAAGGCGAGACAACAGCAUACGCUGAACAAGGCAGGCGACGAGAAGAAAUAUGAACCAUGUCCGAGAUGGAAGAAUCUUGGUCUCAUGUCUCCGUGUGGUAAAGCAGAGGAAAAGAAAUCUAGAAAGAGCUCUGGAGAGAAGAGGUCUGGUGAAAUACAGCAGAAAAAGCUUGGACCGGGAGCCAAGGGCAAGAUGAAAGCAGAAUUCUCUGUGUCCUCUUUACAAGGACGCCUGUCCUCCCAGAAAAUUAAGACCCCAGCAGAAGCCAUGCCAUUGGAACUUUACAGUGAGAGUUCAUCAGAGAGUCAGGAGGAAGAGGAGCAGUCAGAGCGUCGUCCGGAGAGUAACACAGACCUGCCCUCUGAAUACUGGCAGAUCCAGAAACUGGUCAAGUACCUCAAGGGAGGCGACCAGACAGCCACUGUGCUCACUCUGUGCGCCAUGAUGGACUUUAAUUUGAUGCAGGAGACAAGCCAACUGGCCAUCCGGGAUGUAGGUGGCCUUGAAGUCCUCAUUAACUUGCUGGAUACAGAUGAAGUCAAAUGCAAAAUUGGAUCUCUGAAAAUCCUGAGAAAGAUCAGUAACAAUGUGCAAAUCCGUCGGACCAUUGUUUACAUGGGAGGUCUGCAGAGCAUCGUGAAGAUUCUGGACUCAACAGUCAAGGACCUCAAGGCCUUAGCUGCUGAGACUGUCGCCAACGUGGCCAGGUUCCGCAGGGCAAGGAGAACCGUCAGGCAAUAUGGCGGUAUCAAGAAACUGGUAAAGCUGCUGGACUGUGUGCCUAAUUUAGCUAAUCUGACUGCAAACCAGGAGAAGGAUGUAGAGGUGGCCCGCUGUGGAGCUUUAGCACUGUGGAGCUGCAGCAAGAGUACCAAGAACAAGGAGGCCAUCCGUAAGGCCGGGGGCAUCCCGCUGCUGGGACGAUUACUUAAGUCGCCACAUGAGAACAUGCUUAUACCUGUGGUGGGUACCCUGCAGGAGUGUGCUUCAGAGGAAAACUACAGGAUUGCCAUUCAGACCGAGGGCAUGAUCAAGGAUUUGGUGAAAAACAUAAGCAGUGACAACGAUGAGCUACAAAUGCAUUGUGCCAGUGCAAUCUUCAAGUGUGCAGAGGACAAGCAAACCCGUGACCUUGUACGUAAGUACAAAGGUCUGCAGCCUCUGGUUUCACUGCUAGCCAAGGCGGACAACAAGCAGCUCCUGGCUGCCGCCACCGGGGCCAUCUGGAAAUGUUCCAUCAGCAUGGAGAAUGUUGCUAAGUUUCAGGAGUACAAAGCCCUGGAGACCCUGGUUGGCCUGCUGACUGAUCAGCCUGAAGAGGUAUGGGUAAAUGUAGUGGGAGCCCUUGGAGAAUUUGCCCAGAUACCUGCUAGCAGGGCCACUAUCCGCAAGUGUGGAGGCAUCAAACCACUAGUUAACCUACUCACUGGAACAAACCAGGCGCUGCUUGUGAAUGUAACAAAGGCAGUGGGUGCCUGUGCCACAGACAAGGAUAACAUGGCAAUCAUUGACCAGCUUGAUGGAGUCCGCUUGGUGUGGUCCUUAUUGAAAAACCCCAAUGCAGAUGUUCAGUCCAGUGCUGCGUGGGCACUUUGUCCAUGCAUUGAGAAUGCAAAGGAUGCAGGGGAAAUGGUGCGCUCCCUUGUCGGUGGAUUGGAACUGAUUGUUAAUUUGCUGAAAUCAACAAACAUCGAGGUCCUGGCAAGUAUUUGCGCUGCCAUCGCCAAAAUAGCCAAAGACAAGGAAAAUCUGGCAGUCCUCACUGAUCAUGGGGUUGUCCCAUUGCUGGCCAAGUUGACUAACACAACUGAUGACAGGCUCCGUCACCACCUCGCUGAGGCCAUUGGCCACUGCUGCAUGUGGAGCAGCAACAGGGCGUCCUUCGGUGAAGCUGGGGCCGUGGCCCCCCUGGUGCGCUACCUCAAGUCAAGAGACAGUGAAGUUCACCAGAGCACAGCCAUGGCCCUGUAUCAGCUGUCCAAGGACCCCAACAAUUGUAUCACCAUGCAUGAGAAAGGAGUUGUCAAGCCCCUCAUCCACAUCAUGGGCUCUAAUGACGAGAUGCUCCAGGAAGCUGCUGCUGGCUGUGUGCGCAACAUCCGACUCAUGGCUCUGGCAAAUAGGAAGGCCCGAUUAUUUCAAUGA
Molecule: messenger RNA, 3324 nt
Organism: Xiphias gladius (swordfish)
Lineage: Eukaryota; Metazoa; Chordata; Actinopteri; Istiophoriformes; Xiphiidae
Gene: odad2
Product: outer dynein arm docking complex subunit 2
Exons: 21
Coding region: 127-3324 (1065 amino acids)
Molecular function (GO): protein binding
Source: RefSeq, a predicted model, not a curated record